This is a messenger RNA of Vidua macroura (Pin-tailed whydah), 2138 nucleotides long. It is a transcript of the gene PLCXD2, whose product is annotated as phosphatidylinositol specific phospholipase C X domain containing 2. Gene Ontology annotation, biological process: lipid metabolic process. The transcript is spliced from 5 exons. NCBI's taxonomy places the organism in Eukaryota, Metazoa, Chordata, Aves, Passeriformes, Viduidae. The record is from RefSeq and is a predicted model, not a curated record. The coding region runs from base 514 to 1509 and encodes 331 amino acids. Gene Ontology annotation, molecular function: phosphoric diester hydrolase activity.
GGUCUGGAGGAGCCUAAGAGGGGACCUCGUCAAUGUCUGUCAGUAUCUGAAGGGAGGGUGUCAACAGGAUGGAGCCUGAUCAGUGGUGCCAAGCAACAGGACUAGAGGCCAUGGGCAGAAACUGAGUCCCAGGAAGUUCUACCUGAACACGAGAAAGAACUUCCUGUGCAGUGACCGGGCACUAGAGCAGACUGCACGCACAGGGUGGUAUACUGGAGGCAUACCAGACCCGUCCGGACGCCAUUCUGUGCCGUGUGCCCCGAGAUGUCCCUGCUGGAGCAGGGCGGCGGGCGCAGGGCCCUGCAGCGCCCCGCAGCCGCCCCAUCCUGCCAGGAUUCCAUGGAUGCCUCAAUCCCAGCCCACCGACCCCACUGGGGCGCGGGGCCGGGGCGGGGCGCGGGGAGGCGGCCAAUGGUGAGCCGCAGUGCCCCGUGAUGUCACCCCGGUUACAUAAGAGCGGCGGGUGCCGGUGCUGCCCUGGCGCUGCCGACCCGGCAGCGCCCCCCGCCAGCCAUGAGGGAACGCCGCCGGGGCGGCGCCGUGGGGGUCGUGGCCGACGGCAACGCUGACUGGAUGGGCUCGCUACCGCCCGCGCUGCGCUCCCUGCCGCUUGCCAACCUCGCCAUCCCGGGAUCACAUGAUUCUUUCAGCUACUGGGUUGAUGAGAAAUCUCCUGUGGGACCAGACCAAGCAACAGCCAUCAAACGUUUGGCCAGAAUUUCCUUGGUUAGAAAGAUCAUGAAGAAAUGGUCAGUGACUCAAAAUUUGACUUUCAAAGAGCAGUUGGAAGGCGGGAUCCGCUACUUUGAUCUUCGUGUAUCUUCCAAACCUGGGGAAAUAGGACAAGAGAUUUACUUCAUACAUGGCUUGUUUGGCAUCAAAGUAUGGGAUGGCCUGAAGGAGAUGAAUAGUUUUCUUGAGCAGCAUCCCAAGGAAGUAAUCUUCUUGGAUUUCAAUCAUUUCUAUGCCAUGGAUGACAGCCAUCACCACUUCUUGAUUAACAGGAUCCGCUCAGCAUUUGAAUCCAAACUUUGUUGUGUAGAAUGUGUAGAAUAUGUGACGUUACUGUACAUGUGGGAGAAGAAACACCAGCCAUCCAGAUCUGCAGAGGUUCUCAUAUUUUACCAUCACCCUUUGUAUCAGGAAUAUCCCUUCCUGUGGCCAGGUAAUAAAAUGCCAGCACCAUGGGCUAAUACAACUAAUGUACACAAACUGCUGCAGUUCCUGGAGACCACACUUGGGGAACGAAGUCGUUAUGGGACUUUCCAUGUAUCUCAAGCAAUUCUCACACCUCAAGUGAAAACGAUUGCACGGCAUCUAAUUCGUGGUCUGAAGAACACACUUGUUCAUAGGAACCUGCCCAUGAUUUUGAAUUGGGUGAAAGCACAGAAGCCUGGUGUUAUGGGUGUUAACAUAAUUACAUCAGACUUUGUGGAGCUGGUUGAUUUUGCUGCUACAGUUAUUGCAUUGAACAACCUCCUUUUGGAAGAGGACGAAUUUGCAACUUAAAUCCUGAUUGCUGUGUUCCACAUGUGCUCCUUAGUGGACAUCUUUGAACUAUGCUUAAUGUUUUACUUGUCAAGUGAAACCUAUUGUAAUUUCUCUUUAUGAAAAAAAGUUUCCUUUAGGAAAUGUGGUUAAACAUCAUGUACAGCCAGGUCCCUUCUCCUGGAGUCUGUGGACCUGAGUGAGUGAGUGCUGUGUGCAUGCUGCUAUGUCCGCCUGUCUGUCUGUGUGUGCUAUGUUUGUCUGAGCUGUGCACACAACUGCUGCUGCCAGGGGCUGGCCUCUGGAGCAGAUGUACCCCAUUGUGGCACACAUCUCCCUGGUGACCACACUCCCAGUGCCCCCGUGUGUGCAUCCUGCCCGCUUCCCAUGGCCAGGGCUCACUCCAGGGAUCACUGCUGAUCCCAUGGCAGUGUGAUCAGGCUGGCCGGGUGGCAUUGUUCUUGGGCCACCUCUGGCAUACCUGGGCUAGGCUGGAGGCUGCUGCUCUCUUCAUUAUGCUGUUUUAGACACUACCUCUGACUUACUUGAAGAGACAAUACUGCUGUUAUUCAGGGGGAAGCUGUUAACACUGUGUUAACUAUCCAAACUGUCCUUUAGGCCUGAGAGGUGAAGGCUUGGCACAGUUUUUC